Molecule: messenger RNA, 450 nt
Organism: Diaporthe citri
Lineage: Eukaryota; Fungi; Ascomycota; Sordariomycetes; Diaporthales; Diaporthaceae
Exons: 1
Coding region: 1-450 (149 amino acids)
Source: RefSeq, a predicted model, not a curated record
AUGUCUCCGAUCCGCGACACACUCAUCAAAACAGCCAACAGCUACAUAGAAGGCUUCAACACCAACACGGCCGAGGGAGUCAUAGCCUCCCGCACGGCAGACUGCAGACAAGUCAUCCGCCCGUGCAGCGUCCCCCCGCCAUGGAACGACCCACCCCGGACCAACGAGGAGUACCAGGCCUUCAUCCUACCCGGGUUCAACAUCAUGCGGAACAUUCGGAUCGGCCUCGCCGAGGGGGAGGACAUGCUCGUCGACGAGGUGUCGCGCAAGGUCCUGCUGCACCUCACGUCCACCGGCGAGUCGGACUUUGGGCCCUACGCCAACGAGUACAUGAUCGUGCUCAAGAUGACCGGCGAUGGGACGCUGAUCAAGGAGAUCGUGGAGUUUAUUGACAGUGCCACCGUACGGGACCUCGCCGCGAGCCUCGCCGAGCAUGUCAAACCGGAGUAA